UCUUUUUAUCUAUUUGGGGAUUUUUCACAAAUCCACUCACCAAAAUUCACUUUCUUCCAAUUUCAAUUUUACCUUCCUCAUCACCCACCGUCCGCUGCCGGCGUCGCCGCCACCGCAACCUCUACUUCCACCUACACCUCAAUUGCUCCUCCAGACCUCUACGUAUUUCAAAAAAAUCCGGUUUUUAGGGUUUAUAUUCAGCUCCUUGUUGAUCCUUGCAGCGGGUUAAUUGGAUUGAAAUCAGAAGGAAUCAAUGCUAGUAAUUGUCGGUAUAUUACUGCUUUUCGGUCUCGUAGUUCGGCACAAGUGGCGGAAUGGCGCGGCGAAGAAGGAGGCGAUUCUGAGGCUGGUGGCCGUCACCUCGGAAGAAGAAGCACAAAUUGCCAAGCUCCAGGCUAUUGAACAGUACAAUUCGCAGAGCGUAGAGUACACGCCGCAGCCAAGUAAUACGCCGCACCUCGAAUCGCAGCAUUUCUGCGCCGUUUGUCGCUGCCCCACCACCACUAGGUGUUCUAGGUGUAAAGCUGCUAGAUACUGUUCUGGUAAGUGCCAAAUAAUUCAUUGGAGACAAGGCCAUAAAGAUGAGUGCCAACCACCAGUUGCCUUGUAUGCUACAAAGAAAAGUGAAUAUGUUGUGGACACAGCUCCAGAAAAUCAGUUAAGCAUGCAUUUAAAAAAUGAAAGUAAAAAUUGUUCAGAUCCCAGCGAGGAGUGUGAUGAUUCAGCAUCCUCAGGCAGCUCAAUGUCUUCCUUCUUUUCUUCCACCAAUCAAAGUGACUCGUCAGCUGCUGCUUCUACUAAUGAGGACGUUGAGUGCCAGCCAACUAUUGCAUUACCUGCUAGAAUGGAAAGUGAAUCUGUUGUGGAAACAGCUCCAGAAAUUGCUAUGCAUUUGAAAGCUGAAACUAAGAUUUCAGAUCCCAGGGAAGAAUGUGAUGAUUCAAGAUCUUCAGGUAGUUCAGUGUCUUGCUUCUUGUCUUCUACCGAACAAAGUGAAACAUCUCCUGAUACUUGCACUAAUGGGGUUAUCAAGUCAGGAACUCAUAGCAGGCCAGAUAAAGCACCUUCAGUUGGAACUGAUUCGUACAUCCCAGAUAUGGUUUCCUACAUUGAUGAUGCAAAUGCACUAAGUACGUCUCAUCCUGCUUGUUCGGUUAACAAGAUUGAUGAAAGCCUCAAGUCAACAGACUUAAAAGAUAAAAGAAAAGGGGGUGGAUUUUCUGUGAGAGAAGAAUUUUUAUCUGCUGCAUCUGAGUUGGGAAGUCAACCAACUAGUUCUGCAAGGACAUCUUCAACUGGCGAUUGGGGAAACCCAGUGCAGACAUCCAUGAGUAGAGUAAUGAGGUCAAAAUCUGCUAAGACCCCGGGCAAUAAUGAAAUCCAAAAUAUAGUCCGGGGUUCAGAAUACUCAAAAUCGUCAAAGUUAUCACAAUCCCAUGACUACAAGAAAAAUGAAGUUUGCACUGGUAAGGAAACAAAAUCUGUGGCAAUGUCUAUGAGUUCAGGCAAGUGUCAGAAGAUGCAUACUGAUGCUGAUACCCCUGAAGCUAUUUCAUUAGAAACUGAAGGUGUUCGAAUUUUGUCGCAAUCUACUGGCAAAGGUCUGAAAUCAUCAGUUCGGAAACUUGCACAACAUUUUCGAGUUCCCAAGCAAUCAAAGUCCUAUACACUUGAUGUUGUCAAGGAUUCUAGUGACAGUCAUAACAAUAAGGUCAUAUUUCCCAUUAAGCUUUUCAUUCAAUUAUACUCUUCCGAAAAUGUGGGACUUCAUCCGUUUGGCCUUGCUAAUUGUGGAAAUAGGUGGGUGUCAAAG
This is a messenger RNA of Salvia splendens (bonfire salvia), 1813 nucleotides long. Its product is annotated as ubiquitin carboxyl-terminal hydrolase 16. The annotation marks the transcript as partial. NCBI's taxonomy places the organism in Eukaryota, Viridiplantae, Streptophyta, Magnoliopsida, Lamiales, Lamiaceae. The record is from RefSeq and is a predicted model, not a curated record. The transcript has 3 exons.